AUGUUCAAGGCCUCGAUAAAAACAACGUUGAUUGAUUUGAGUGGAACACUUCACAUCGAAGAUUCUCCAAUUUUCGGAGCCGUCGAAGCAUUGGAAAAAUUGAGAAAAUAUACCAAUGUCAGAUUUGUCACAAAUACCACAAAAGAAUCGAUAAAUAAAUUACAUGGAAGAUUAUUGAAGUGUGGUUUCAAAAUUGAAAAAGAUGAGAUUUUUACAAGUUUGAGUUCGGCGAGAAAAUUGAUCGAAUCAGAAAAAUUGAGACCGUUUUUGAUUUUGGAUGAUGAUGCGAUGGAAGAUUUUGAAGGUGAGAAAUUAAAAAAAAAGUGGAAAAAUUGAGGUUGACAAAAUAAAACAGAAAAUUAUUUUCAAAACAAAAAGCCAAGAUUCUAGUUUUUUUUCAGAAAAAUUUAUUGAUUUUCUCUUAUCAUAUGAUCGUUUUAAAUUGUUACUUGAGCACAUUUGUAGCAAAAUUGAAAUAUUGGAAUUUUUUGAGGAGAGAACAUUUUUUUGAGGAGAGAAACGUGAAGUUGAAAAUUUUUAACGUUUUGAAAUGUUGAUAAUUUUCAGAAUUUCUAUUUUCCAGAAAAAAUAUUUUCAACUUAAUAAAUCACUUCAUGAAGUUUUAUAGGAAAAAAUAAUAAAAUUUUCAAACAUGAUCACAAUUUUUUCAAAUAAAAAUUAAUUUCAGGAAUUGAAACCUCAAAUCCAAAUGCGGUCGUAAUUGGUCUGGCUCCCAAAAAGUUCAACAACGAAACAAUGAACAAGGCAUUUCGAUUGAUAAAAGAUCAAAAUGCUCAACUCAUCGCAAUUCACAAAGGCAGAUAUUAUCAGAAGAAUGAUGGAUUACAUCUUGGACCUGGAGCAUAUGUGACUGGUUUAGAAUAUUCAACUGGAAUCCAAGCAAAAGUUGUUGGAAAACCAAAUCGAAUGUUUUUCGAAAUGGCCCUAUCUUCCCUAAAAUCUGAAAAUAAUUCAUUUGAAAAUACAGUAAUGAUUGGGGAUGAUGUAAAUGACGAUGUAAUUGGUGCCAUUGAAAAUGGUUUGAAUGCGAUUUUAGUGAAAACUGGAAAAUAUCGAGAGGGAGAUGAAAUAAAAAUACCAAUUGAUAAUCGAAAUGUUGUGAAAUCAUUUGUUGAAGCUGUCGAACUUAUUGUAAAUCACGUGAAACAAUAA
Caenorhabditis angaria is the source of this 1173-nucleotide messenger RNA. NCBI's taxonomy places the organism in Eukaryota, Metazoa, Nematoda, Chromadorea, Rhabditida, Rhabditidae. The record is from the annotation of a GenBank genome assembly.